This is a messenger RNA of Cokeromyces recurvatus, 1628 nucleotides long. RefSeq lists its product as uncharacterized. The transcript is spliced from 5 exons. Lineage: Eukaryota; Fungi; Mucoromycota; Mucoromycetes; Mucorales; Mucoraceae. Gene Ontology annotation, molecular function: protein binding. Bases 63 to 1565 code for a protein of 500 amino acids. The record is from RefSeq and is a predicted model, not a curated record.
AAAAAAAAAAAAAGAAAGAAUUUUUUUCAUUCAUUUUUAUUUAUUUAUUUCCUUUUCAAAUUAUGAACAAACCAACCAAAAGUAUUCUAAAAUAUAAGCCCGAAGCAAACAACUCAUUUCCCUUACAGCAACAACAACAGCCUCAAUCUUGGCUAUCUCGACUACAGUCUAAACUCUACAACAGCAAUCACAGUCUUCAUCAUGAUAACAAUCCUCUAUUACUUGCUAAACAAGAUUUAAAACGAGUAACGUUUUCAGUAGGCAAUCUAACAACAGAACAUUGUUUCUUUACAGACGAUUCACCCAGGGAUGAGUCGUUUGAACAUCAAAAGCAGAAAGGAAAUAUGCCAACGGAGGAAAUAACGCCAGUGAGAUUAGUAAAUCAUUAUGAACAUGCUUGUAUUCAAGCAGAAGAAGGAAUUCUAGAACGCUUUCAAAUGAUAUUAAAGCAUGCUAAAAGAAAUGAAGAUUUACAAUCAAUUAACUUGUCAAAACAGCCUAUUACUGUACAUCAAGCAAAUCCAUUAUCUAGUAUAUUCAUGUUGAAGUUUGGAUUAACUAGUUUAAAUGUAUCGAAUUGUAAAUUAGAAGAUGAGACUGUUCGUAUUUUAUUAUCUAGUUUAUUAGUGAGUAAUACGAUCGAACAUCUCAAUCUUUCAAAAAAUGAGUCGAUAAAAAUGAAGGGCUUUAAAUAUAUUGCAAUAUUUAUUAAACAAUCUAAAACGAUUCAGUCAAUAGAUUUGUCACAAUGUACAAUUGACAAAAGAUCAAUGGAAUAUUUAUCACAGGGGCUACGUUAUGCAACUAAUUUAAGACAUGUGGAAAUGAAUAAAUGUGCAUUAAAUUCGACUGUUGAAGCCGUUUUUGUAAAAGGAAUUUCGGAUAAUAACUCAUUAAUAUCUUUAUCAUUAUGUAAUAUACAAUCCAAUCAUCAUCAUCAAUGGCUGUCUCAACUUUUAACCUCCCAGAUGAAACUAGAAAGAUUGGAUUUAUCAAACAAUUAUCAGUUGCAUAUGAGUUCAUUGGCCAGCAGUUUAAUCAUCAAUCAUACCUUAACGCAUCUUUGUUUAUCCAACUGUAAAAUUAAUUUUGAAGGCUUGGUUCAUUUAUCGAAUGCAUUAAAAGAAAAUGAGUAUUUAAAAUCAUUGGACUUGUCGAAUAACCCCUUAGGAGGAGAGACAGACGAAGGUAUUUUCGCCUUAAAAAGUGCUUUAUUGAUGCAUAAUUCAAGUUUAGAAAGUCUAAAUUUAUCCGCAACACAAUUAGAGUCAAGUUCAGUGAUCGCAUUAGCUGAGGUCUUACCAGAGAAUACAGUAUUGACUAGACUUGAUCUAUCCAAGAAUCCCAAGAUUGAUAUAGCAGGACUUUUAGCACUUUCAAUUUCCAUUAAAAUGAAUCAUACCUUGACUUUUUUAGAUAUCAAUAUACCACCGAUGGAUGAAGAGUUAGCUAAUCUACAAAAUGAUAUUGUAGCAGUUUGCACGACAAAUAUGUUACAGAAAGUCGAACAACAUUGCCCAUCUUCUCGCAGUAGUUUACAAGAAGAAGAAUUUAAAGUAUUAUGAAAUAUAGUAAUAAUAAUAAUAAUAAUUUAUUUACACUCUAUGUACACUAUAUAUUAAUGAAGG